AUGGAUUUAGUUCUAUCAGAAUCAACUGAUUGCGAUAUCUUGAAUGUAUUUGGUGCAAAAAUUCAUUGGUUUUUGAAUGAUUUUAACAAACAUUAUAAAGCAGCAACGGGUAGAGACUUGGAAUUUGAAACUUCAAAAAAUUUGAAGAACAAAUUCAUGACUGAAGUCGCCAAAGAAAUUAAGAUAUUUUCCAAAAAAGUGGCAGAAAAAGUUAAAACAGAGGAGAAAUAUCUCACCAAACAGAAAAACAAUCUUCUUUACGAAAAAUUGAAGCGAUCUAUUGAAACGUUUAUGAAAGAAUUUGAAAAAAUAUACAAUAGAAAACCUGAAACUAAAGACUUUAUUAAACAUCAAACUUUUGAUCAAACUUUUUCAAGUUGA
Molecule: messenger RNA, 381 nt
Organism: Entrophospora sp. SA101
Lineage: Eukaryota; Fungi; Glomeromycota; Glomeromycetes; Entrophosporales; Entrophosporaceae
Source: the annotation of a GenBank genome assembly